Molecule: messenger RNA, 2305 nt
Organism: Capsicum annuum
Lineage: Eukaryota; Viridiplantae; Streptophyta; Magnoliopsida; Solanales; Solanaceae
Product: F-box protein SKIP27-like
Exons: 4
Coding region: 1267-1824 (185 amino acids)
Molecular function (GO): protein binding
Source: RefSeq, a predicted model, not a curated record
UGGUCACUUGGGUAUUUUUAGUUUUGGUGCAUAUACAUAAAGAUUUCCUUUUUAUUGUCUUAGAUACUUAGAUUAUGGUUAGAGCUUGAUUGGAUUUUGGUUUCUUGUUUGUUGGAUGCUUUGUUCAUUUUCCAUUUUUGGGGUGGGGGUGGGUGGUGGUGGUUAUGUCAUUUCCAAGGAUUUGGUUUUUGGUUACUUGGGUAUUUUUAGUUUUGGUGCAUAUAUAUAAAGAUUUCAUUUUUAUUGUAUUAGAUACUUAGAUUAUGGUUAGAGCUUGAUUGGAUUUUGGUUUCUUGUUUGUUGGAUACUUUGUUCAUUUUUCCUUUUUUUGGGUGGUGGGUGGUGGUGGUGGUUAUGUCAUUUCCAAGGAUUUGGGUUUUGGUUGGUUACUUGGGUGUUUUAAGUUUUGGUGCAUAUAUAUAAAGAUUUCAUUUUUAUUGUAUUAGAUACUUAGAUUAAGCUUAGAGGUUGAUUGGAUUUUGGUUUCUUGUUUGUUGGAUACUUUGUGUUCAUUUUUGCUGUUUUGGGGGGCUAGUUAUGUCUAAAGAUAUGGUUUUGGGUAAUUUUUCGUUUGGUCAAUUACAAAGAUUUUAUUUUUAUGGUGCUAGAUUAUGGUUAGAGCUUUGAUUGCUGGAUGCUUUGUUCAUUCUUGAUGAGUUUGGGGGAUGGUUAUGUCCUUUUUUUGGGGUGGGGGGUUGGUUAUGUCCACUUCCAAAGAUUUCAUUGUUUUAAUUGAUUGGAUUUUGGUUUCUUGGUUGUUGGAUACUUAAUUCAUUUUUCUGUUUUAGGGGGUUGGUUAUGUCCAUUAUCAAAGAUUUUGGUUUUGGAUUUCUUGGGUGGUUUUAGUUUUGUUCCAUUUUUACAAAGAUUGCAUUUUUUAAGACUGGAUUUUGUUUUCUUGGUUGUUGGAUACUUCAUUCAUUUUGCUAAGCUUUGGGUUGGUUAUGUGCAUAUAUACAUUUGCUGUUUGAUACAGUUGGCUUAACUUAUACAGACAAUCUUUUAGGUAUUGAUUGAUAGAUUGAUUUUGAUUUAGUUUUUUCGGUUACUUGGGUGUUUUUAGUUUUGGUCAAUAUUUCCAAAGAUUUCAUUUUUAUGUCCAAAGAUUUGGUUUUGGGUACUUUUAGUUUGGUCCAUCCCCAAAGAUUUCAUCUUCUAGUGUUAGUUUAUGCUUGGAACUUGAUUGGAUUUUGGUUUGUUGGCUGUUUGUCACCUUGUACUAUCGGAAACAGCCUCUCUACUUCUCCCGAGGUAGUGGUAUGAUCUAUGUACACUCUACCCUCCGCAAACCCCACUAGGUGGGAAUACACUGUUGAGCUUUUUCUUGUGAAGAAGAAGAAAAUGGCAUUGGGGACCAAUUGUGAAGAUUUGGGGUUAGGCAUUGUGAGGAGUACCUCGUUUGGGCGAAAAAGAGUCACUUUAUCGAACACAGUUGACGUCGACUUCAUUUCAACAACACCAACGAAGAAAUUUUGCAGUCAGAAUUCGUGUUCUACGAAUGAGAAAUCUGUCCUUGAAGCCUUGCCUAAAGAUAUCUUGAUAAAAAUAGUAUGUGGAGUUGAUCACGACGAUUUAAAGAGGUUAUUUCAUGUAUCAAGGGCACUUAGAGAAGCGUCCUUGAUGGCGAAAGGAUGGCAUUUUGACUUCAGCACACCCCGAAAGACACUUCCUUUGCGGAAUGCUCUUGAUGUGGAGGAGUUAGGUGAUACCAAUGAGUUAGAAGCAGCGCCAAAUGGUCCAAUGCAAUCGAGGGUUGCAAGGUCUCGGUUGAGCAGGAAGAAGCUGGCUGACAUUUCGGUAGCCUUGUUUGCAUCAGACAGUUGAGGAAGUAGGCGAAGACGUUAAAGUUCUGAACUCAAACCCAGAUUAUGUACAGGUAUUGCUAUCGUAGAAACUCAAAACGGACAUCUAACAUCUCGAUGCCCUUGAUUAUCAUUUACCGGCUCUUGAAAGUACAUGAAACGAGAAUGUAGUAGGAACUCAAAACGGAUACCUUGGUCAAGUGAACGACAUGAGUGGAGAAAUGUCACCGGAUUUGAUCAUUGAUAGACGAAGCUCUCUCUUCAUCAUGGCAUCCCCUUACGUGGUUCGCGCCUAGUGCCCAGUGGAAGUCCCAGAUUGACAACGGGCACCAAGCACGAUAGCAACGCGAACCAUGGUUAUAACAUUAAUCAGAGCCAUUGACCCUUUCAUUGAAGAUUAGUUGUGUGGCUUGUUUGUACAUGUAAUAGCAUAAGAGUUCUUUGUUGUAAAUAUUUGAGAAGUUCACUGUUUAAUGGAAUGAAAGUAUGUUCUUUGUUCCAAA